This is a messenger RNA of Leptopilina heterotoma, 3894 nucleotides long. RefSeq lists its product as uncharacterized. Gene Ontology annotation, molecular function: DNA helicase activity. The transcript is spliced from 4 exons. The coding region runs from base 1 to 3894 and encodes 1297 amino acids. NCBI's taxonomy places the organism in Eukaryota, Metazoa, Arthropoda, Insecta, Hymenoptera, Figitidae. The record is from RefSeq and is a predicted model, not a curated record. Gene Ontology annotation, biological process: telomere maintenance; DNA repair.
AUGUGUGAAUCGCACAUACAUGAUCACAGUUAUUUUGAUACUGUACAGAGUCAAAGCAAUUCAGCUCGAACAAAUACUGUGAUUAUCAAUGACGACAAUAUAGGAGAUAAUUUAAAUCAUGAACUUUCGAUCGUACAUGAUCAUAGUUAUUUUGAUACUGCACAGAACCAAAGCAAUUUAAUUAGAACACAUACUGUGAUUAUCAAUGACGAUAAUAUAGGAGAUGAUUGUAACAAUAUUUCUGAGCAUUAUCUCGGACUUAUGGACGUGUCAUGCAUUCACUGUAGAGCUAAACAUUUCAGUGCAGAAAGAGUAAGUAAUAAAGGAAAUUCAUUUCAUGAUUGCUGCAGUCAUGGCCAAGUAGUCUCAGAUCCAUUACCAGAUCCACCAGAAAUUUUGAAACAAUUAUUUGAUGGUACUCAUGCUUUGUCAAAUGAUUUUUUGGAUAAAACUCGUAGCAUUAAUAGUUUAUUUUCCUUGGCAUCGUUUAAUGCUAACUUGGUUCAAUUUAAUAACAGACGACCAGGGCCAUUUUGUUGUAAAAUCCAAGGUCAAAUUUAUUAUCAGGUUAAAACAGCUUUAUAUCCUGCUAAUAAUGAGUUACCAAGUUUCGGUCAACUUUUCAUAAUUGACACUAAUGAAGCAACGGAUGUGCGACUAAAAAUGAAUUCUACAUUAAAUUCAGAGAUUUUGACUGCUAUUCAUAAUGUAAUGCAACAAAACAAUGUUUUCGUGCAAUCAUAUCAAAUGAUGAAAGAAGAACUAGACUUAAUGACAUCUGAGAACAAUGGCACUGAACCUGAAGUUAAUGAGGUUGCAGCUAUUUUUUCUACCACAGCAGACGGUGAAAUUCCAGAAUCUUAUGUUACCAUACGUAAUAGAAAUACGAAAGAAUUACAAUAUGUUAGUUCAAUGGAUCCUAAUGUCGAACCAUGGACAUAUCCUUUAUUCUACCCUUAUGGAACUAGAGGCUGGUUUGAUGGAAUGACAUUGGUUGGUAGCGGUCGUAGAUUGAGCAGAAACGCUUAUACAAAGUAUCGAAUGGCUAUUCGAGAUAAGCCAAAUUAUAUCUUAAUGGGACGUCUUUUUUUUCAGCAAUGGACAGUUGAUCAAAGUGUUAAAGCUGAAAAAGAUAAAUUGGAAUUUUUAAGAAACAAUCAAAAAAAAUUAAGAGCUGACACAUAUUCAAGUCUUUUAUCACAUUUAGAAAAAAGCGCACAAGAAACAAAUAGUCGCGUUGGAAAUGUUAUUAUUCUUCCAUCAACUUUUCUCGGAUCACCAAGAAAUAUGCUACAAAAUUAUCAAGAUGCGAUGACUAUUGUACGCAAAUUUGGUAAACCUGAUUUAUUUAUCACAAUGACAUGCAACCCAAAGUGGAAAGAAAUUACGGAAAAUCUUUUAAGUGGACAAACUGCUUCAGACAGGCCAGAUAUAGUAGCACGCGUCUUCGAAUUGAAAAAGGAAGAGUUGGUUAAAAUAAUUGUUAAAGAGAAAUUGUUUGGUGAAGUUCAAGCCUACGUUUAUGUAGUCGAAUAUCAAAAACGUGGACUACCACAUGUUCAUAUGCUGCUAACAUUAAAACCAAAUAGUAAAAUUAGAACACCUGACAUUGUAGAUAAAUAUAUAUCGGCUGAAAUUCCGCAUCCUGAAGAAAAUUUAAAAUUGCAUGAAAUAGUUAAAGCCAAUAUGGUUCAUGGUCCUUGCGGAGAUUGGUGUUUAGAUAAAAAUGGUAAAUGCUCUAAAAAUUAUCCACGACAGUUUAAUGAUCAGACGAAUAUGGAUGAAGAUGGAUAUCCACUGUACAGACGUCGAAAUACUGAAUCUUACAAUCGACGCAAUGGAUUUGAAUUCAAUAAUCAACGAAUUGUACCUCACAAUAAAAAGCUUUUAUUGUUAUUAAAUUGUCAUAUCAAUGUUGAAGUUGUUGCGAGUAUUAAAGCAGUAAAGUACCUUUUUAAAUAUAUAUAUCAGGGGCACGAUUCUGCUGCUGUUGUGAUUCAAAAAGUACAAAGCAAUGAGAAUCAGGAAACAAGAGUGCUUGAUCAUGAUGAAAUUAAAAAUUACAUUGAAACUCGAUACAUUAGUCCACCCGAGGCCUGUGGUCGUAUAUUAAGCAAUAAAUUGCAUGAUAAAAGUCAUUCAGUUUGUCGUCUUCCUGUUCACUUACCAAAUCAACAAACUAUUGUAGUUCAAGAUGUUGAUGACCCAGACGCACUUAGAUCUGCGCUGAAUCGUAAAACAGAACUUGAGGCAUAUUUUGCCUUGAAUGAACGUGACCCAUCAGCAAGAAAUUAUACUUAUUCUGAAAUUCCGUUACAUUAUGUAUUUUUCAAAAAUAAGAAUUCACCUAAUGCUUUUACAUGGCAAAAGCGCAAAAAGCAUUUUAAUAUGUUAGGUCGCAUGUAUUCAGUGAGUCCAGCACAACCAGAAUUAUUUCAUUUGAGAUUAUUGUUAAUAACAGUAAAAGGAGCUACAAGUUAUGAACAUUUAAGAACAGUUGACGGUGUCCUGCAUGAUAGUUUUGUUUCUACGUGUUUAUCACUAGGUUUGAUUGAAGACGAUAAUGAGUGGAAAAAUGCCAUGCAUGAAGCAGAAGUUUGGAUGAUGCCUAGACAAUUAAGACAGUUGUUUGUAAGAAUUUUAAUCCAUUGUCAACCUGUACAUCCAGAAGAAUUGUGGGAAGAAUUUAAAGAUGCACUUUCUCAAGACUAUUCAAGAACUAUGUCUGAAAACCUAGCACAUAAAAAAGCAUACAUUCAAAUAAAUACAUUGUUAAUUAAUGAAAAUUCAAGUAUUGCAGCUUUUCCUUCAAUGGUACAAAUAACUGAAACUGAAGAAGACAUUGAAAAUGAAAUAUUGAUUGAACAACAUCAAACUAUUGGCACUCAACAGUACCAAAAGUUAAAUGAGAAGCAAAAACAAAUUGUAGAUAUAGUUUUAGAAACAUUAAAUGCUGAACAAGAAAAUGAAAAUCAUCAUCGAUGCUUUUUUAUUGAUGGGCCGGGUGGAUCUGGAAAAACAUUUGUUUAUACCACGUUAUAUCACUUAUUACGAAGUAAAGGAACACAAGUUUGCACUAUGGCUUUUACUGGAAUUGCAGCUACCUUAUUGCCUCAUGGUAAAACUGUCCACAAAACUUUUAAGUUACCAAUUGCAAUUUACAAAGAUUCAUCUCUAACUAUUAAAGCACAAUCCAAGGAAGCAUUAUAUUUAAAAAAUAUAGAUGUAUUUUUUUGGGAUGAAGCACCAAUGGCUCCAAGACAUGUUUUAAAUUUAGUAGAUCUUAAUUUAAGAGAUAUAAUGAAUAAUGAUAAACCAUUUGGAGGAAAGAUAAUGAUACUCGGAGGCGAUUUUCGACAACUACUACCGGUUAAGCAGAAUGCUAUUCGCAGCGAAUUGGUAAAUUUAUGCAUUAAGUUUAGUUCUUUGUGGUCUAAUUUCUUUCAAUUUUCUCUAACUGAAAAUAUGCGCGCAUUACCACAUGAAAAAAAAUUUUCAAAAUUUUUAUUACAAGUUGGAAAUGGAACAGCUAAUCAUAAUGAAAAUGAUUUAUUAUUACCAGAAGAUUGUAUUGCUCCACCUGGUAUAGAUAUUGCAGAAGAUAUUUAUGGAAGUGUAAUUAGGAACAAACAAUUUGAGAAAUUGACAAAAAUGGCAAUUAUAUCAGCUCGAAACGUUGACGUAGAUGAUAUUAAUAAAUCUGUAGUUGAAUUAUUAGACGCUUCAACCGAAAAAAUUUAUACAAGUAUUAAUACAGUAAAAAACUAUGAUAACGAUGAAAUGGGAGUAGUUCUCUUACCAGAAUAUUUAGAAACAUUAAAUCCACCAAAUUUACCGCCACAUGAAUUAAGAUUAAGAGUUAAUACUGUCGUUAUUUCAGUAUUCGGUUGUUAG